Trematomus bernacchii (emerald rockcod) is the source of this 893-nucleotide messenger RNA. RefSeq names its product inosine triphosphatase (nucleoside triphosphate pyrophosphatase) (gene itpa). The transcript has 8 exons. Gene Ontology annotation, biological process: nucleoside triphosphate catabolic process. Lineage: Eukaryota; Metazoa; Chordata; Actinopteri; Perciformes; Nototheniidae. Gene Ontology annotation, molecular function: nucleoside triphosphate diphosphatase activity. The record is from RefSeq and is a predicted model, not a curated record. Gene Ontology annotation, cellular component: cytoplasm. The coding region runs from base 46 to 660 and encodes 204 amino acids.
GAAGCAUUCGGUCCGGAAUUGUUAGUCCUCCGGAUUUGUUUCAACAUGGCUGUGCCUGCUGGAAGGUCUGUGGUUUUCGUGACUGGAAAUGCAAAAAAGCUCGAAGAGGUCAUUCAGAUACUUGGAGAUAGGUUUCCUUACAAACUGGUGUCCAAAAAGAUUGACUUGCCUGAAUACCAAGGAGAGCCAGAUGAGAUUUCCAUACAUAAGUGUAAGGAGGCUGCACGGCAGGUUGAAGGGCCUGUCAUAGUGGAGGACACCUGUCUAUGUUUCAAAGCUUUGGGAGGCAUGCCUGGUCCUUACAUAAAAUGGUUCCUGGAUAAACUCAAGCCAGAAGGCUUGUACAAACUCCUAGCUGGAUUUGAAGAUAAAUCAGCAUGGGCUCUCUGUACUUUUGCUUUCUCUGCUGGGAAAGAUGAACCAGUACAGCUCUUCAGAGGGAUAACAGAGGGACACAUUGUUGAACCCAGAGGGCCUCGAGACUUUGGAUGGGAUCCCUGUUUUCAGCCAGAGGGAUAUGACAAAACCUAUGCUGAACUUCCCAAAGAGGUGAAGAACACUAUCUCUCAUCGCUACCGGGCGCUUGCUGCCAUGUCCGAGCACUUCUCCCAAACCAACAAUACCUCACCCGAGAGCAAGAAGAAGAAGCCGCAGGAUUAAAACGCAAUUUAAAACCAUCUACAGGUUCAGAAUAUGGAGAAAAAAUGUAACAAACCUCAAGUCAUUCGAUUUGACAUUGUAGAGGAUACUUGUUCAUAUUUAGACAUGUUAUUGUUGGGUCAGAAACGGUUGUCAGAUAACAAAGAUUAUUAUCACGCGUAUAGAAUCUGGUAGAAAAUGUGCUGCAUAAUAUCAGUUUUGCCUCAUUUUUAAUAAAGUAUUUUUUAAAGAAA